CCUGCUACCACCACGUCCCACGUCAAAACAUUGAGUGAGAGUGACGUUUACGUUACUUCACUUCUUUAUUAGUCUUUAGUUGUAAAGUUCAGUAAUAAAAUUGUAGCAAAUUCGCCACGCAGCAUGGGAGAUGCACAGGCUUUAGAUGCAGAAUCUAAAAUACCGAGCCCGGCCAAUGAGGCUCAACCAGAAACGGGCCGGCGUCCCUUUGGUGGUCUGGAAUUCCAAGUUUCUGAGGUGGUAGGCCGGCUGGAAGCAGGGGUCAACGCCCAGGACUCAUUAGAUGACGAGAAGAAGAGAGAGACCCGUAAAAUCAGCGCCGGUUUCUUUGAGCCGGAAGAAAUGCCUAUGGAUGAGAUUUUGAAAGUUUUAGAAGACAUGGUGCUCAAGACUGAUCACAACUGUGAGAGUGUUGAACCUCCUUUGCUACCGACCGAUGCUGUGACUCGGGCGACCAUUCUGUCGCAUAGUAUCUGUGCUCUGUUUGGGAGACUAGAGCGCUCUCAUGCUGCAAGGCUUGGUGCUCAUAUAGCUAGCGAAACUACACGCUGGAUGGCCCAUAUGUUCAGAUUGGCUGACUAUAACGCAUAUUACCACCACGAGCAGCUUGAAGGUCUUGUGAGAGUAACACGGAUGUUGUUACAUCAUAGAUACCCAAGAUACCUGGAAGAUGGAGCAUUAGCAUUCACAAACCGUUUGCCAUGCAUAUACAGCUGUGUGGCUAGCCCAUUGGGCAUAGUCCAGCACUUGUGCCGACAACUGGGCCUACCACUAGCAUGUGUUAGACCAGUUCCAGUAAAUGCUACAGGCAAAGGAAUGGACAUACAAGCAUUGGAAAGGCUAUGCGAUGAAGACGUAGCGGCUAAUAGAACCCCUUUACUAGUGUUAGGGGAGGUUGGGGCUCCACCAUUAGGUUGGGGCUCACCGCUACUGGAAUUGGGAGAGAUAUGUUCAAAGAGAAACAUACAUUUGCAUGUCAGAGGGCAUGCAUUAGCCCUACCUGCUGCUACUGGCAAGGAUCAAAGUUUUACAUUAGCGGAUUCGGUGACGUUAACACCAGGGCCCUGGUUUGGAGUUCCCGGGCUACCCACUGUUACAUUUUAUAAAAUACCUGAAGCAAUAACUGCCAAUGAGCACUCCAAAGGUGUUAAUGCGGCGGGUAGCAGAGAAGGGGCGUUAGCAGCGCUUGCAGGGCUUACAGGGGGUGGAGGACGUUUACCCGCCUUACCCCUUUGGACGUGUAUAAGGGCGGCGGGGACGAGGAGAUUGCAAUUACGACUCAACGCAGCUUUCAAAUCCGCUAGGGCGGCGCAUGCGGUCGUCUCGCAAGCACAGCUUCGGCUACUGAGUGAUAGGCCGGGUGGCGACGAACCACCGAAUGUGGACAUUAUCGAAGCACUGAGCCAAGCAUCUGCUUGCGUAGCGUUUCAGUUCGCGCCGCCCGACGUCGAGAAACCACCGCCUUACUAUGAUAAACUUAACUCUUGGCUAGGACAAGUGUUGCAGAGAGAUGCGGAAAUGAUAAGCAUAGAAGUGUGCGAGACUGAGUCACACGGGGUAGUGCUCAGGUACUGUCCUUUAGAAGGGUCGUUGCUAGACGAACGUAAAGUCCAAGUGUGGGCUUCAGAACUGGAAGCCCAGUUACACGUGCUACAUGCUACAGUGUCUUUGAGGGAGCCUUUCCAGCAGCGAGUUGAAAACCACCCUUGUCUGAGAAGAGUGCAUGUUCCGGGAUGGGCCGGUCUUGGAGGCGUCAGAUAUGUACCAGCGGGCUGGGAGGACGCUUCGGUAGAUGAACUGAACUCGCUAAACAGGCAGCUUGUAGAAACCUUGAGAGUUACCGACGGCGCGUUUUCUUGUGGGGAAGGCGAAGAUGGACUGGCUUGCGUUAGAUUCGGCAUGGUUACGGCGGACACGGAUGUAGAUGAACUGUUAGACUUGGUGGUGUCAGCGGGCAAAGAAGUAGAAGAGAGCUCUAGAGCAUUAACGAACAUGAGUGAAGUAGUCAAGAAAGGUAUCGAAGCGGCCCAAGCGGACUUGGAGCGCGAGAGCGCCGAGCGGCUAUGGCAAGAAGGCUUACUGCGUCGCAUGCCCGUCGUGGGGCGAGUUGUCGACUGGUGGUCGCCCAGCGCCGCGCCUCCGCCUUGCGGUCGUCGCCUGCACCUCGCGCACGGCACGCUGCAGACCACCGCCGACGUGUACAGAUUCGUACAAAGCAAGAAACAAGACCUCGUUGAAGAACCUGCGCGCGCGCAUUCACCUACGAGGCAAACGCAGCCCGCUCAAUAAUAUCGUUACCGUAAGCGAUAUUCUUAAAAUUAUUAUAACUAGUACCCAGUAAAAUAUGUUAAUAAGAGAUCUUUAAAGCCUAACAAAAAUACCAUUUACAUUGCUGGCAUAAGCACAUUGCUAUUCGUAUUUGCUAUUUGUCAUUUUAACAGCAGGUUGUCCUUAUCAUACUCUAAAAGGAGUGAAAAGGAGAGACUGGUGUCAAGUUUACUAUAUAGUAGCCAUAAGAAGAGUCGCCAUUAAAUUUUACUGAAUGCAAUAUAGGCGCGUAGGACAUCGUCAGUCAGUUUAUCCCUUUCUUUUACUAUAUAGAUGUCUUAUAGCGAAAUGUAACUUUGCGAAAGGCAACGAAAUAGUCUGUCUCGCUCUAUAGUUUCUAUAAGGUAGAAAGAGAAAGGUUGACGAUAGAAGAAGUAAGGCGUAUUUGAUUGUAAACUAAUAUACUGUAAUUAUGUGAGUUCUGAAUGAGUGGUUAUUCUCUCUAAAUCAUUAUGUCGUUGCUGGCGACAUGUCUACUGGAAAGUACAGCGAUACUGUCAAAUUUACAGAACCUCAACAAGACGAUUGCAGUCUUUAAAAACUGACAUAGGUCUACCAGACGCAAGAUUUGUGAAUAAAGUAUGUAGAAAAAAUCUUUUUUAACAAGCUCAUGUUUAUAGUUUAUUUUAACGUAUAGUAUAUUGAUAUACAGGGUUACAGGGAAAGUCGUACUGAAUAUUGAAGGACAUAAUUAUUCAGGUCAUUUCUGAUGGAUUUGAUCCUAUAAUAUGGUGUCCGAAACAUAACCGUUAUUAGCAAGUGUUAUACCUUUUUGAAUAGCUAAAGAGACGUAGAAGUUUUUAAAAUUAUUUGCAGAAUAAGUUCCAUACAUUUUUAUUUUAGAAAAGCGCUUCAAAGUUAAGAACACUUGGUGAAAAUUCUUUAGUUAUAACCGUUGUCGUGCAGUUUUUUUAAGCCGUUAGAAGUAGGUUCAGUUUUUAUUCAUUUUGUUUUAUUGCCUGACAUGUUUUCUAACUAGAUACAUUAAAAAAUCGGACCUUUGGAGCUCUAGUUUCAAAAAAAUCGACAUAAACCCAAAAAAUAUAGGAUUUUUUAAAAAAAUAAUUAAUAUCCAAUAUCUCCAUAACGGUUAAGUUUCGGG
Messenger RNA from Chilo suppressalis (striped riceborer), 3430 nucleotides. Lineage: Eukaryota; Metazoa; Arthropoda; Insecta; Lepidoptera; Crambidae. The record is from the annotation of a GenBank genome assembly.